GACGCGCGGAAAAAGAAACAAUCAUGGCUGAGACGGUGUCUGACAGUGACGUGCAGCCUAUGAAGCCGCCACCCAAACGCCGACGCAUCCUCGACCCUUCAGCUAUCGUCCCGGUGCCGGUCUACUCCAGCAAGGUGAGCAGCAGUCUGCAGCUGAAGCCGAUGGCUCCCGUGUUUACAGAGAAAGAAGAUGAAGACGAUGCUGCAGACGACAGUUUGUGGUCGCAGUUUUCAUCUCGAGGAACGACGGCAGCCGUCGUCGCCCUCAGUGACUCAGAGGAAGACGAAGCAGAACACGUGGAGAACAAAGCAGAACACGACAAACUAGAAACCAUUCGCUGCCCGUCUCCUCCACCUCCCGAGAGUCCCGUCCAGAAACAGUCCAGACAGGUGAAAAAGAAGAUCAGUGAGAUCGACAGGAGGCUCCGGGCGGUGAACUCCCUCCUGUCUCCGGAGCAUCAGAACAGGACCAGGUCCGGACGCCACCGAGGCCCCCCCUCUCCAACGCUUGAGGAGGAGCAGGACGAUGAUGUCAUCAUAUUAACCCCUAACCCGGGCCCACAGAGUUCUCCGUACAGCUCCUCGGUCCGGGAGAUCCCCCUGAAGAUCCGCUGUCGGACAGACGUCCACAAGAUCCCCGUGCUGUCUUCAACGCCUUUAAGCGACGUGUUGGCUCAGCUGUCCGUCAUCCUCAAGGUCCCGCCCCCUCGCCUCCUGCUGCUGAGGGAGGAAGUGGAGUUGCCGACAGACGCCACCGUCAGCGAGCUCGGCCUCGGCAUCGCAGACAUCAUAGAGUGCGUCGUCAUGGCAGCGGAGGAUAAAAGCGAAGCAGACGACGGCGGCAGCAUCAUCACUGUUCGACUGCAGAGCAAAGACCGAGACUCCUCACAGGAGUUUUCUCUGCACAGAGACGCUCCGCUUGGCUCCAUCUUCUCCCAGUAUCUGUCCAGGAUGUCGCCCAGCGCUCAGAGAAAAGUCCGCUUCCACUUCGACGGCUCCAAGGUGGCGGACAGCCAGACGCCGGCUCAGCUGGACAUGGAGGACGGAGACAUUGUCGAAGUUUGGAUUUAAGACUUUAAAGUUGUCUCAUACCUUCUAUUAUGUGAAAAGCAAAUGUAAAAUCCUUGGUUCGGUUGUUCUUUAAUAUUAUUUGUAAAAUUCACUUUAUUGUAAAUGUUGAAAUUACAAAGAUACAACAAUUCAGAUUGAGGUGGGAUUAUAUUAUAUAUAUUAAACAAACAUUAUUCAACAAACAACAGUAGACAUAAACAACACUGUAAAUCACUGGAAUUAAAAACCUGUUUUAAUGCUUUAAUGGUUUUGACUUGUUACCUUUUUACAUUGUCUUUUUUAUUGUUAUUGAAAAUGGCCAUAAGAGGUGUUGAUGUUAUUCUGUAAGAAAACUGAAGUAAUAUUAAAGCCUUCAGAGCUCAGAGCUGUGGAGUCAUAGCAGCGUCAUAAAAAAUAAUAAAUCUGUAAAAGAAGAAAAAUAAAUGUGGCCAUAUAAAGAGGAAUAAAUAAUUUGAUUUAAACUGCUACCACAUCCAUGUUGUGCAUGUGUCUCCCGGCCAAAGCCAGUUGAUUGACAGCUCAGCCCUUUAAGGAAUAGCAAAGAAUAAGGAAAAAUAAAGCAAUAAAUCAUUUAUAUGCA
This is a messenger RNA of Seriola dumerili (greater amberjack), 1650 nucleotides long. It is a transcript of the gene nfatc2ip, whose product is annotated as nuclear factor of activated T-cells 2 interacting protein. Bases 24 to 1070 code for a protein of 348 amino acids. The transcript has 9 exons. Gene Ontology annotation, biological process: cytokine production; positive regulation of transcription by RNA polymerase II. NCBI's taxonomy places the organism in Eukaryota, Metazoa, Chordata, Actinopteri, Carangiformes, Carangidae. The record is from RefSeq and is a predicted model, not a curated record.